Molecule: messenger RNA, 1668 nt
Organism: Candidozyma duobushaemuli
Lineage: Eukaryota; Fungi; Ascomycota; Pichiomycetes; Serinales; Metschnikowiaceae
Gene: ALO1
Product: D-arabinono-1,4-lactone oxidase
Exons: 1
Coding region: 1-1668 (555 amino acids)
Cellular component (GO): membrane; mitochondrion
Molecular function (GO): FAD binding; D-arabinono-1,4-lactone oxidase activity
Source: RefSeq, a predicted model, not a curated record
AUGUCUGUGCCUGAGCUGCUUCAGCCGUUCACCACAAGGAAAACCAUCCACAGAACAUGGGCAGGCACGUUUUUCUGCAAGCCUCAGGCCAUUUUCCAGCCUGAACUGGUGGAACAAAUCCAGGAACUCAUCAAGCAGGCGUCCAAGCUCAACAAAACAAUCAUGACCGUGGGCCUGGGCCACUCGCCUUCCGACUUGACCAUGACCAACGAGUGGUUGUGCAAUUUGGACAAGUUCGACAGGGUUUUGGGCCAGCAGGAGUACUACGGUCCUACGACGUCUGGAGCUGCCAAGGAGGUUAAAUAUGUUGAUUUGACUGUCGAGGCGGGUAUCCGUAUCUACCAGUUGAACGAGUACUUGAAGAAGAGCAACUUGGCGAUUCAGAAUUUGGGCUCCAUUUCCGACCAGUCGGUGGCGGGACUCAUUUCUACAGGCACUCACGGUUCGUCUCAGUACCACGGAUUGGUGUGUCAGCAGGUGGUGUCGAUUGUGGUGGCUAACGCCGAGGGCAAGUUGGUGGAGUGCUCUUCUGUGAAAAACGAAAAGCUUUUCAGGGCUGCCCUCUUGUCGCUUGGCAAAAUCGGUAUCAUCACUCAGGUCACCUUGAGAGCCGUGCCUAAGUACACCAUCAAGUCGAAGCAGGAGAUCAUCAAAUUCUCGACCUUGUUGCGCGAGUGGGACUCCAUCUGGCUCGACUCGGAGUUUAUCAGAAUCUGGUGGUUCCCUUACUCGGGCAAUUGCGUUUGCUGGAGAGCUUCCAAGUCCACAGACGCCUUGAGCGACCCUAGACCCUCGUGGUACGGCACUUUCUUCGGCAGGUUGUUUUACGAGUCGCUUUUGUGGGUUUCCGUGAACAUCUACCCAAAACUCACGCCGUGGGUGGAGCGUUUCGUGUUCAGACAGCAGUACGGUGACGUCGAGACCCUUGGAAGUGGAGAUAUUGCCGUGCAAAACUCCGUCGAGGGCCUCAACAUGGACUGCUUGUUUUCCCAGUUUGUCAACGAGUGGCUGGCGCCUUUGAAGGAGGGCAUCAACGUUUUGACUGAGCUCAACGACAAGAUCCAGGAGGCUGCCAAAAGCAACGAUUUCUACGUCCAUGCGCCUAUCGAGGUCAGAUGCUCCAAUGUGACUUACACCGACAAGGCUUUUGUUGACGACGACGGCAAGCCUUCGUUGCAUCCUCCUCAGAAGUGGUUGGCCACAAGAGACGCUGUCAGUGCUGGUCCUAUCCACGGUAACAACUUGAGACCUUUCUUGGACAACUCGCCCGAGGGCUUGCCUUAUGAAGACGACAUCAAGAAGGUCACCAAUGACCAAUUGACGCUUUUCAUCAACGCCACGAUGUACAGACCUUUUGGUUUCAACGUGCCCACGCACUCUUGGUACCAGAUUUUCGAGGAUGCCAUGACCAGAGCUGGAGGUAAGCCCCACUGGGCGAAAAACUUUAUUGGAUUGCCUGGCGACCACCACACCAAGGAGGACUUGAAGACGCAGUUGGAUUUCGGCGGCAAGCAGUUCUACUCAAUGCUUGGUUUUGAUCCUGUGAUGCAGAAGUGGUUUGGUCCCAGCUUGGAGGCCUACAACGACGUGAGGAGGGAAAUGGACCCUAACGGUGUUUUCAUGAGCGGCAAGCCCUGGGCCGUCAGAAACGGUAUUUUGAUUGAGUGA